Drosophila gunungcola (fruit fly) is the source of this 3251-nucleotide messenger RNA. RefSeq names its product ceramide synthase. The transcript has 4 exons. Gene Ontology annotation, cellular component: endoplasmic reticulum; membrane. The record is from RefSeq and is a predicted model, not a curated record. Gene Ontology annotation, biological process: lipid homeostasis. The coding region runs from base 323 to 1570 and encodes 415 amino acids. Lineage: Eukaryota; Metazoa; Arthropoda; Insecta; Diptera; Drosophilidae.
GUUUUUUCACCUCUAGUCCCUGCACGGGCACACUGUAAACAAUCAGCACGACCCAUGAGCCCUCGCACCGCGCCGCCAGAUUCUCCAGCUCCUCCCGUUCGCCCAGCCGCCAUGUCCCAGACGCAGUGCAGCUUGUAAGCAGCAGCAGCAGCAGCAGCCGCCGCCGAGAUAAGUCCGCCCGCAGUCAGAAGCGGGAGCAGAGCGUCCGGAGUGACCGGAUCCCCCGGUUCCCGCAACAGGUUGUGCCCCCUACUACAUCCCAUUUGUGUGCCCUUUUGUUACGCCAAGUGAGCGGCCAGAGAUUGGAAGUGGGUGCAGCAGGAUGCAGCAGCGCCGCCCUCAGGCGAGUGGAGCCUGCCAGGUGGAGCAGACCCAGGAUGAGCCCAAGGAACACUCAGUGAAGAAGCCGACGACGCCGCCGCCGGCGCCGCGACGCGGCUGCUACUUCUCGCUGGCCUUCUCCAUCGGUUCGAUGGGAUUGGCCUGCGGCAGCCUGUGGCAGAUCCCCAACAGCAGCGAUCGCAUCUCGCUGCAGCGCGGACUGGUCCUCACCUCGCUGGGAUUCAUCUACUUCGUCUCGCUGACCGACUUCUGCAACAAAUACCUGCUGGAGACGAGUCAUGGGCAGAGGUUCCGCCGCAAGUACCGCCUGAUGAUGUCCGACGUCCUGGAGAUCACCAACAAAAUCGUUUCGGCCAUCCAGGCUUCCUUCUCCUUCCUCGUGGGACUCAUCGUCUGCAAGUCGACGUGCACCAAGUCCUUCGUUUAUGCGUCGCACUUCUUGAUGGAGGCCUACGGUUGGUUCGGCACCGCCUACUUUAUGUACGACAUCUGGUCGAUGUACAAGGUCCACACCCAGAAGAUCGCCGACAAGCUGCACCUGUUGCGCAUUACCAAGGGUCAGGGGACGCCGGCGAGCAAUGGCCACGCCAACGGCAAGGUCAACGGCCAGUCCCCCACCUCGGGUGGCAACAACAACGGCAGCACCCCGGGCACCCCACACGAGAUCUGCGACUACGACGGCGCCUGCGUCCAGAUUCCCAAGGACGGGCGUUGGGACUUCCUCAAGUAUGUCGUUACGCACCCGGUCAUGAUGAUUCACCACGUCUUUAUCGGCACGUUCGGGCUGCUGGUGGUGACGUAUAUCCGCGGCGGUGGGCACUGCAUCUACAGCUACAUGUUCAUGAUGGAGUUCUCCACGCCGUUCGUCUCGCUGCGCAGCAUCCUGAGCACCAUGCGGCUGAAGGACUCGCGCGUGUACAUCGCCAACGGACUGCUCAUGCUGGCCACCUUCUUCGUGUGCCGCGUCUGCAUGUGGCCAUACGUGAUGUGGCGCUACAGCCUGGCCAUCGAGGCCGCCUCCAUGUGGGCGGCCAUGUGCGGGCUGCCGCGGGGCUGCCUCGUCAGCAUCGCCAUUCUGUUCUUGCCGCAGCUCUACUGGUUCUACCUGAUGGUUUUGGGGGCCCUCAAGGUCUUUCUGCCGCAGAAGCGAAAGCCGCCCAACGCCGUUCUUCCGGCCACAAUAGCGGCCACGCCCAUCCCCACCGCCCUCGUAAAUGGCAAAAACUAGUGCAAAUUGUAACCUGUUUGUUUGUAUCCAUGUAUUUAUUUUGAGGCAGAGUUGCAGCCGCUUCCAUUUUGCGGAGAUCUUGCUAUUGUUUAUACAUUUUUAACAAUUAAUUAUACAACAAGGACCCGGACCCUCUACCCACAAGACAGACGCGUCAGGACGGACGGAAAUUGAACACGGAACCGGAAUUGAGAGAGGAUUACAGAAAACAAUGCGACCAGGGACAGAUGUUUAGUUUUAAAAAGACAUAAUUUACUAAAACAAAAAAAAAACAAAAAAACAUGAAAAACUAAGAACAAAAACGAAAACAAAACUAAAACCAAAUGCAGAUGAAGCGAAUAAACUAUGUUGCUUAUUUUUUGAAGCAAGCCCCUAACCAUAAACAAAUUAAUGUUGCAUUCAAUUCUUGCUAUAUCCAAAAAAUCGAUGUUGUUAAUCGCCCCGAAAAAAUUGUCAAGGGGCAAGCUUGUGCAAAUGACAUAAUCUGUUAGAAAUAUUAAUAGCGAAGAUAACUGAAAAGCAUAUUAAAGCCAAAAAGAUUGGCCAGAUGUAUAACUAGGAAUGUUCGAUGCGAAUAUAAUACUGCAUUUGCCGGCCUUGAUCGAUUGUAUAGUGAUCAAAAACGAUAUAUGUAGAUAUCCGGGGACCGUAAAACAAUUUUUGUGUUUUCUGAGAUAAGUAAAACAAGCUUCUAAAAAAGAAUGAAACAUUGUACAGUAGGUUGAUAGUUUGUUUAACUAGGAGCCGCCCAGAGAACAAAUGCAGCCAAUCUUUAAGUAUAUCAUAAUCAAAUAAAAUAUACAGUACCUACACCUCAAUCAUGUAAUUCCCCAGAGUAAUAUGAAGAGAAAUAACAAUUAUAUUGUAUACGUAUUUUGAUUUACUUGAUUUGAUAAACUUGUAGCAUACGAUACCAUUUUAUAAAACUUUACAUUUUUGGAAAUGAAUAUAUUUUUGGACAAGUCCAUUGCGUUUAUCUGUGGCAAUCACAUUUGCCAGAUACCAUUCGUUUGUGCAAACCAUUAUUUAAAUUUAAUUAAAAAAUUAGAGUUUUAUAAGCGGAAACCACAUAAAAGUUUAUUUUACCACCAAUAACAAAUACAUUUGGUUAUUCUUGGCCCUAAACUUAGUUUGUUUAGUUAACCAAGUCUAGAAAUGACAUUUUCGUUGAGAACUCUUCCAAGAUACAUGAAAACACAGCCCAAAAGCUAGAAAAUGUAUACGCAUUACGGUCCCUGAAAUAUAUAAGUCCUAUUGGUUGCUUUUGACGAACUACUACCUAUGUAUGCUGACAUUGGUGAAUGUUUAUUUGUGAAAUGUAUGUGAAACUAGCACAAAAUCAAAUUUUAAUUGAGCUUACAAGAUUAUAAUUAUAUAUGUAGUUAACUAUUUAUAUGUAAUAAUGUGGCGCAAUGUCGCAUAAGGAUGCGCGUUUGUUUGGCUUAUUGCCAAGUCCAAUUGGAAAGCGCGGACUGGACCGGCAGCUCCUAGGCGAGUAGUUUAAGACCGGCCCCAGAUCGGAGGCUCAGUUAUGUGUAGAUGUAUGCGAUCCCAUGUACUUUUAAACGGUACAAACGGACGUAGCCGAGUGCGUAGAUGAAGUGUAUUUUUGAGAGGUAUGGCGGCUGCCCUGUGGCCACCAAAAGAAUGGACGAAAUAAAGUUGCUACAGUUCCAAGACA